ACAGUUUACUUCUCUGGAAAUAUUUUUUGUUUAGUUUGUUGUGGCAUCGUUUAAAUACAGUAGAACGAUGGCAGCUUCAGCCAUCGGCAAAAUUAAAUCCGUUGCUGUUAAAGAUUUUGUUACCUACGAUGUCGCAAUUUUCUAUCCGGAUGAACACCUCAACAUUAUUAUCGGUCCUAAUGGAACCGGCAAGUCGACGAUUGUGGCAGCGAUUGUACUGGGGAUGGGCGGUCACUGCAAGUUGCUAUCUCGCUCCGGAAGUAUCGAAGACUACAUCAAAAACGGUAAGGAAGAGGCCAAGAUCGAAGUGACCUUGUAUAAGAACGACAAAAGGUCGCUUAUUACGUUUAGACGGACUUUUGAUCGACGUGGGAAGGAUCGGUUCGAGAUCGAUGGAACUAAGGUUUCUCACAAGGAAUUUUUGCAGCGGAUUCGUAAGCUGAACAUUCAGAUCGAUAAUCUGUGUCAGUUUUUGCCACAGGAUCGAGUUCAGGACUUUGCCAAGAUGAAUCCCCAAGAGCUGCUGAUGAAUACGCAGGCAUCUGUCUGCUCGUCGAACAUGAUCGAGGUAAUGGAUCAGCUGCUGGAGAAACGAAAGGAACAGAAAGAUGUGACGAAAUCGACCGCUGACCAUGCGGCCAAACUCAAAGAAGCAGAAUCGAAAAACGAGGAACUUCGUGUACAGAUUGAAAAUAUGAAUGUACGCAAGAAGUAUGAAAAGGAGGUGGAAGUUUGCAACGCCCGUAAAGCUUGGCUGGAGUACGAACAAAUUUUUCUUGAUUACAAUGCAACGAAGGACGACAUGCAGUUGGCAAAAACAAAUUUGAAUGCUAAACAGAAGAUUUUAGAUCCACUAAAAUCCAAAGCAGUAAAACUGAACAAAACCAAAUCCGAACUGAACGAAAAGAUCAAACAGGAACAGUCGGAAAUGGGGUCCAAUUCCGGAAAGUUGCAUCAGAUGGAAUCGCGCACAGAACAGAUGGAAGAUCAGAUCAACAAACAAAAGCGAGACCUCCAGGAUGCUAUUUCUCAGUCGGCCGAUCGGGAAAAUGAACUUGAACAGGCACGCAAAGCCCUUUCGCUGGCGGUUCAAGACUGCAAGCAAGCCUAUCAGGAGAGGGGAUCGGAAAAAGAUCAGGAAGCACGGAAAACCGAGCUGAUAAGCCAAAUAAACCGGUUGAAGCAGGAAAGCGAUUUGCUGAUCAGUCGCCGAAACGAACUGAACCAGAAGAUCGAGAGCGAUAUUAAACCGGAGAUGGUCAGUGUGAAGCGCAGGAUUGAGUCGUUGGAAAACGUUGCGCAGGUCAAGCUAAGGCUGUUACAGUCUCAGUUCGAUUCUACGUAUCGAGCUACUAUGUGGCUAAGAGAAAAUGAGCAUCUGUUUCAGGGAAAAAUCUACGAGCCGAUGAUUCUGGAGUUAAACGUUCCGAUCAGUGAUAAUGCGAAAUUCCUGGAAAAUACUAUAGCAAAGCGAGAUUUGAUUGCGUUCACUUGCGAGGACAAGGAAGAUAUGACUCUGUUUUUGCAGAAAGUGCGCCAAGAGAUGGGACUGGAGGGUGUGAAUGUUGUUUACUCCGAACCAGCCGAUGAACUGCACUACCGGCCGAGGAUUCCGAUACAAAACAUUGAGCGCUACGGAUUUCGGUCAUAUUUGAUCGAUAUGGUCGAGGGUCCCUAUCCGAUACUGAACUUUUUGUGCAAACUCUACAACCUUCAUAAUGUUCCGGUCGGCGCUGACGAGACGUCGAAAUUUGUCUCCCAAAUUCCAGACGAAAUUCGUUUGUUUUUCACUCCAACGAAUCGGUUCGUUAUCAGCAAAUCACGGUACACGGGUGACAAGAGUUCCCGCUGCGACGAUCUGCAUAAGCUCGAUCUGCUCAACAAAAACGUUGAUCCCGAGGUAUUGGAGGAACGAAAACGUGUCCUGCAACGAUUGAUGCGAGAAAGUGAUAAGAUUCGCAAUCACCGGAAUCAAAUUGAAGACCAGAUCAAAACAAUUCAGGAUCAGUCUUCGGAGUUGAGCUCAGAGCGGCGAAAAUUGGAAGAGAAGUAUAACAGCUAUCAGCAGCUGAAAAUAAAAACCAAACGAGCCGAGCAAAAAUGUGCCGAUUUGACGGCUCGGCUUAUCGAUGUCAGCCAGGAAAAGGUGAAAUUUAAGGAAGCUUGCAAGCGCGCCAUUGAUGAUCUACUGAACAUGCAGCGAAAGAAAAUUUCCGUAAUGGAUCAGUAUGUUAUGGCUACCGUCAAACAUGAGGCUUACAAAGUGAAACUUAAAAUUUUCUUGGACAAGAAUGCUGAGUUGGAGAGUGAAAUUCGUUCCGCCGAGGAUGCUGUGGAUUCGGCUAAGAAGGCGCACGAAUUAGUUAGUCGUAAAUUUGACGAUUUAAAGGACCGCUUGAAGCGCAAGCAAACCUUCGCAAAAAGUCUCACCAACAAUGUUACUCCGUCAAACGAUCAAUUCCCCUACAAAAAGCAGUUUGAAAAACUGCCGGAUCAGUUGGAAGAGCUAGCAAAUCACAUGGACGAAUUACAGGCCCGCAUAGAUUGUAUGGCACAAGCUAACGGUAACAUAUUGGAAGAAUAUGAAACCCGCUGCAAACAGAUUGAGAAACUGCGAGAGGAAAUCCAGCGAACGUCUAAGAGUACGAGUUCCCUAGAAGCGGAAAUGCAAAAGUUACAUGACGUAUGGUAUCCUGAGAUAAGUAAAGUUGUGCAAACCAUCAAUGAAAAUUUCACCCGCUUUAUGGGCACAAUGGGAUUUGCUGGUGAGGUUGAGAUCACUAGAAAGGAUGAGCGUGAUUACGACGAGUAUGGAAUUCAGAUUCGCGUCAAAUACCGCAACACGGAGAAGCUGCAGACACUGGACCGGCACGUGCAGUCCGGUGGAGAACGGGCCGUCGCCAUCGCCAUCUACACACUGUCGCUGCAGCACAUCACACACGUGCCGUUCCGUUGCGUAGACGAAAUCAACCAGGGCAUGGACCCACGCAACGAGCGAAAAGUCUUCGAGAUGCUGGUAGACGAAACGUGCCAGCCCGGUCAGUCGCAAUACUUUUUCGUAACACCGAAGCUCCUUCCCAACCUGAAGUACAAUGAUUUAAUGAGUGUAUUCAUAGUUCACAACGGUAAGUUUAUAGAUGAUUCCCACGUUUUUGUCCGAGAUCAGCUGAGAGACGAUGUUUGAAGUAAAUUUCGUCAGAACGUACAGUAUUUUUCGAAGAUGUAAAUAUUCAAAUUUAUAUUCGAAUUCGGCGAAUUAAUUUUUACUGAGGUUUACUGAGGAUAUAUCCGCUGUGCGCCGUCGAGUGUUAUGUGCAGCGAAUUAUUUUAAUGUCUACGAGACCAGUACGCACUAUUACAAUAGCAUAGCUUGAUAGUAAUAUACUUGAACUUUCUAGAAA
This is a messenger RNA of Sabethes cyaneus, 3401 nucleotides long. It is a transcript of the gene SMC5, whose product is annotated as structural maintenance of chromosomes protein 5. The coding region runs from base 68 to 3184 and encodes 1038 amino acids. Gene Ontology annotation, cellular component: Smc5-Smc6 complex. The record is from RefSeq and is a predicted model, not a curated record. Gene Ontology annotation, molecular function: ATP binding; ATP hydrolysis activity. The transcript has 7 exons. NCBI's taxonomy places the organism in Eukaryota, Metazoa, Arthropoda, Insecta, Diptera, Culicidae. Gene Ontology annotation, biological process: double-strand break repair via homologous recombination.